CUUACUUCUCUUCGCUUUGCUCCCUCUCCUCCAGUCAUGGCGCCUCGGAGGUUCUUCCUCCCCAUUGCGUUCGCUGUCAUCUUGCUCUUCUCCCACGUCCUUGCUCGCGAGAUGGAAGAGAAACCAGCGGCUGAAGAAAAGAAUGACAAUGUGAACAUUGAUGAUGAGAAAUCACUUGGCACUGAUCAGUUUGGUCCCGGCCCACGCGGUGGCGGUCCGUUUGGUCCCGGCCCACGCGGUGGCGGUCCCUUUGGUCCCGGCCCACGCGGUGGCGGUCCAUUUGGCCGCGGCCCGUUUGGCCGUGGCCCUGGGGGCUGCCGAUUCUUCUGUGGACAGAGGUGCUGUUCCGAGGAAGAGUUUGCCAUCUUCAGCUCUGCCUCUGCGGAUCAUACUGAUCAAUUUGGUGGUUGGGGUGGACCCGGUGGUGGAUUCGGAGGUGGCAGGGGAUAUGGAUAUGGACCUGGUUAUGGAGGUGGGCGUGGUGGAUAUGGAUAUGGGCGUGGGUAUGGAGGUGGAUUUGGUCGGGGAUAUGGGCCUGGAUCUGGGGGUGGAUUUGGUCGGGGCUGCCGGUUCAUGUGCGGGGGCAUGUGCUGCUCUGCUGAGGAGUACGCCAAAUUUGCUCAGAAUGGGAACUAAGGUCGCAAACAGGUUGGAUCUGCGGCAGCUAGUUCCACUAACGGCUCGAACCGGAUUCUCUAGCAAGCAAACAAAUUGAACAAGAUCCUCAAACCAGAUCCAACCCAUUCGCAACCCUCUUAAGUAGCUAGCUAGCGAGACUGUUUCUUUGCCAGCUCUGAUGCUCUAUGUAACUCUUUUGCAUGUCGGCUACUGUUGGUGCAUUUGAAUAAAAGCAUGCAGUUUCAAA
Nymphaea colorata (pocket water lily) is the source of this 865-nucleotide messenger RNA. Its product is annotated as glycine-rich protein 5-like. The record is from RefSeq and is a predicted model, not a curated record. Bases 37 to 636 code for a protein of 199 amino acids. The transcript has 2 exons. Lineage: Eukaryota; Viridiplantae; Streptophyta; Magnoliopsida; Nymphaeales; Nymphaeaceae.